Danio aesculapii is the source of this 2836-nucleotide messenger RNA. RefSeq names its product dipeptidyl-peptidase 4 (gene dpp4). The transcript has 26 exons. The record is from RefSeq and is a predicted model, not a curated record. The coding region runs from base 123 to 2351 and encodes 742 amino acids. NCBI's taxonomy places the organism in Eukaryota, Metazoa, Chordata, Actinopteri, Cypriniformes, Danionidae. Gene Ontology annotation, molecular function: dipeptidyl-peptidase activity; serine-type endopeptidase activity. Gene Ontology annotation, biological process: proteolysis.
UAAUAUUUAACACUCCUGCUGCUCUGAUAAACUGUCGGGAGCGUCCGCGCGCAACAGACAAACCGAGUUGUGCUGGAUAAUAACGGAUUUCAGAACCGAGGCUUUCACAUUUCACUCUUAAGAUGGAGAUUGGAAAGUGGCUUUUAGCAGCAUUUGGAAUCGUGGUAAUCGUGGUUUUAAUAGCCGUUCCCACUGCCAUUCUCCUCAAAGAGGAUAAAAGUGAGCCUCAGAAGACUUUUACUCUAGAAGAUUACUUCAAUGGCACUGGAAGAACCAAGUCAUAUAACAUGCGAUGGGUUUCAGAUGAUGAGUAUUUUCACAAGACUGGAGAAGGGUCAGUGUUUCUGUUCAAUGCCACCACAGGAAACGGAAAUGAAUUUGUGAACCAACAGAUAUUUGCCCGUGUGGCAGCGUUUGAUUACCUGGUGUCAGCCGAUCGAAAAUACGUCUGUUUUCUGAGCAACUACACUAAGCUAUGGAGACACACUUAUACUGCAUCAUAUUCCAUCUACGACCUGGAAAAAAGGGAUUUUAUAAAUACAGAUAUCCCGCAUGAUGUCCAGUACUUAGCAUGGUCUCCAACCGGCCACAAGCUAGCAUUUGUGUGGAAAUACAACGUUUAUGUGAAGGAAUCUCCCAACUCGGCGUUCAAGCAGGUUACUACAAACGGAGCUCAUAACCUGAUCCUUAAUGGCGUUCCUGACUGGGUGUAUGAGGAGGAAAUGUUCUCCACUAAUUCUGCUUUAUGGUGGUCACCAAAUGGGACGUUUGUGGCCUACGCCGAAUUUAACGAUUCAGAAGUCCACAAUAUUGAGUAUACUUAUUUUGGAGAAGGGCAAUAUCCAGAAACUGUCUUUAUUCCAUAUCCCAAGGCUGGAACUCCAAACCCAACGGUAAAACUGUUCGUUUUUGAUACAAACACAAACGUGAUCAAGCAAGUCUCGGUUCCCAGUGAUGUUGGUGCAGGAGAGCACUAUCUGAGCAGUGUCACAUGGGCGUCAGACCAGCGAAUCGCAGUGCAGUGGCAGAAAAGGACACAGAAUUAUGUCGUUUUGAAUUCGUAUGACUUCAACGAUGGAAACUGGACCGAAAGUUUAUUGAGCCAAAUCAUCACAAGCAGCACAGGUUGGGUUGGUCGGUUUUCUCCAGAUGAACCUGUUUUUCGACCAGAUGGAGACAGUUGUUAUUACAUUUUAAGUAACGAUGAGCGUUUUAAGCACCUUGCUUAUUUCUUUGGAACACAAAGGAUAUUUCUGACCAGAGGGAAGUGGGAGGUCAUUAGCAUCCUUAAGGUCACAAAUAAUGCAUUAUACUUUGUGAGUAAUGAACAUAAUGAGAGUCCGGGCCAGAGGAAUGUUUACAAAAUCACGAUAAAUGGUGCUUCUCAUUCAGAGAGAGAGUGUCUGACCUGUUCGCUAAAUGCAGAUCGCUGCAAAUAUAAUUCUGCCAUGUUUAGCACUGAAGGAAGCUACUACCUCAUGAGCUGUUCCGGGCCUGGACUGCCUCUGUAUACACUGAGAAACAGCCAAGCAGAGUUGAGAGUUCUUGAAAACAACAGCGCACUGGAAGAUAAACUGCAGGAAAUCGCAAUGCCAUCAAAUAUGUAUGGCAAGCUAAAGAUCGGAGAGUUUGACCUCUGGUACCAGAUGAUUCUGCCUCCCAAAUUCGACAAAUCCAAAAAAUAUCCUCUUCUUAUUGACGUAUACGCGGGGCCCUGCAGUCAGAAGUCAGAUUUCCGCUUCAGGGUGGGAUGGUCCACAUAUUUGGCCAGCACUGAGAGGGUGAUCGUCGCCAGCUUUGAUGGGAGAGGAAGUGGUUACCAAGGAGACCAAAUCAUGCAUGCCCUCUACAAACGACUCGGGACUUAUGAAGUCGAGGAUCAGAUAACAGCUGCUAGACAGUUUAUCGACAUGGGCUUCAUAGAUAAAAGCAGGAUUGCCAUCUGGGGCUGGUCAUAUGGAGGUUACGUGACUUCAAUGGUCCUGGGAGCUGGAAGUGGAGUGUUUAAAUGUGGUAUGGCUGUCGCGCCGGUGUCUAAAUGGGAAUAUUAUGACUCUAUCUACACGGAGCGGUACAUGCUCACGCCAGCAGAGAAUCAGGCCUUUUAUGAUAAUUCCACAGUGACGGGAAGAGCCAAGAGUUUUAAAUCUGUGCAGUAUCUACUGGUGCACGGCACCGCUGACGAUAAUGUUCACUUCCAGCAAGCAGCUCAGAUCUCAAAAGCACUCGUGGAUGAACAAGUGGAUUUUGACACAAUGUGGUACACAGAUGAAGACCACAGUCUCGGCGGCUCAGCCAAUCAGCACGUCUACACUCACAUGACUCACUUUCUGAAAAACUGCUUUGCUUGAGAAACGCUGGAGAAAUGGCGGCACUGAAUCAACGUUACUUCCAGACGCACUUCAGCACGUCACAGCGUGAGCUACUGUACUGUGAGCAAUGCACAUUUGUAUUCACACACACACACUCCUGUACAACCUCACAGACUGAGUCACAUGUCUGGAACACACAGAACGCUGCAGAGAAAGACCAGAUGAACACACAGCUUGAUGAACUAGCAACUCAAAUAUGACUAUAUACUCAAUAUUGUUAUUCUUGUUUAAACUAAGUAAUUUUUAGAUUUUGAAAUAACAGUAAUAAUAAUAAUAAUAAUAGUUGUUGUUAUUAUUAUUAUUAUCAUUUUUAUUAUUAUUAUUAUUAAUACAUUUUGAAAGCUGGGGAAAGCAGUGUAUUUGCUAGUUAUUUGCUAGCUAUUUAUGUAAAAUACACAAGAAAAAAAUUGAUGGUUAAUUUGAAAUUAUUAUUAUGAAAGUUUAAAGCAGAAAAAAUGGAAUAA